AUGGCAGAGACACACGAGAUAUCUCGUCCUCUCAUGGACCGCAUCCAUUCGACCUAUCGUAAUAGUGAUUAUACGCAUGAAGUUAUGGACUCAUCACGUCUCACUGAUUCCGGUGCGCAGCGCGAUAGUUCCGUGUAUGGUAAUGGACCUGGUGGCCAACGUAUGACAGAGAUGAAGCUUCUUGCAGUAGAGCCAGACCUUGGAGCAGCUCCAGAACGUACUCGAGACUACAAAGGUCGUCUUCGAACAUGGCCUGGUGUCCUGUUUCUACUGCUUCUUGUAGCAGGUGCUGUGACUCUCAUUACAAUAAACGCCAUGACUGUGAAUAACAAAACAAAAGUCAAUGAUGAACGGUAUGAGAACCGAAAGCGAUUAAGUCGAAAAAUUAAAGACGGUUUGAACGAUGAUCAUGUUCUUAUAUCAGACGAUGGACAAAUUGGAAAUCCGAAACACUAUCCAGAUAUGGGCUGUGAAUUACCUGAUUAUCAAAGUAAAAAGGGUAAAAUUUAUGCAAUUUCCAAGAAUGGAACGGAAGUACCAAUUGGAAUCAAAGGACUUAGUUGGUUUGGAAUGGAAUCUGGACUAGCUAUACCCUUUGGAUUAUGGGAAAACAUGAACAAUGGAACAUCUGUCUACGAGAUAGCGGCUUUUUUGUCUCGUAACAAAUUCAAUAGCGUUCGUUUACCGAUUUGUAUCACAAAUAUUCUCAAGAACACGGCACCCGAAAAGUCACUCAUCAAUACGGACACAAACCGAGCUAUUAACAUUACAUCGUACAUUACAACGAUCCAGACAAUUGUUCAAGCUCUUGGAUACCGUAAAAUUUCAGUCAUGCUCAGUCUUCACACUUUAACUCCGAGAAUCCAAGGAGGUGCAUGGUACAGUAAAAAAUUGGGUGUGACACAGGAUGAAUAUUUGUCGGCGGUGGACAUUCUUACAAAGAACUUAUGUGGCCCCAAAUACUGGAACAUCCUUGGAUUGGAUCUGAAAAACGAACCGUACGAAUGUACGUGGGGAGGAAAAGCACCGGAUUGGCAAAAGGGAUCGACACUGAUAGGAAACAGGAUGCUGGAGGGGUGCCCGAACUGGUUGGGUUUCGUCGAAGGCAUUGCUAGCCAGGGCACCAUUACGUUGAAUGGGAUAGAGAAAACUUACUUUGAUUGGUGGGGAUCUGGUCUUGUUGAUGCUGGUAGCGAUCCUCCCACUUUUGACGUCAAGAAUAAGUUAGUGUAUGCUCCGCACUACUACAACCCUGGUGUGGAUCCGGCUUGGUACCUAUACGCCUCUGGCACUCGUGACAAAACAGGAGCACUGGAAGACUACGUCGAACUGGACAAUAAAACUCUGAAAAACAAUAUCGAGAAAACCAUGGAGAAGAUGUUUGGCUAUUUGCUGACUGAGAACCCAACCUCUGCUUUGAUCAUGGGCGAGUUUGCUGGUCUUUACAGCAAAGACGCCCACCCGCUGCUUACAACAAAACGCACGACGGACUUCCAAAUCGAACUGAUGCUCGAGGCAGACUACGCUGGAGCCUACAUGUGGUCCCUGAACCCAGAGAGUGCGUACCAGUUCAACCCGGCCGACACUUUGGGCCAUUUCACAGAGGGUCUGCUGGAAGAUGACUGGUUGACACCAAACAAAGUUUUCCUCGAUGGUAUGGCUCCGCUGGACAAGAUCAAGAAUCUAAAGAUGUUCCCGUGCUUUCCAGUCAAAGUGAAGAGUGACACGAAGAACAAGUCGGUGUGGGCUCCACACGGCCAUGUUCCUUGCGUGAUACUUACGUAUCGACAGACGCGAAGAAUGCAUUACGUGAAGCUGGAUGACGAAAUACUAGAGAAGAAUGUGGAGAAGACCAUGGACACGGUGUUUGGAAACUAG
This is a messenger RNA of Peronospora farinosa, 1878 nucleotides long. NCBI's taxonomy places the organism in Eukaryota, Oomycota, Peronosporomycetes, Peronosporales, Peronosporaceae. The record is from the annotation of a GenBank genome assembly.